Molecule: messenger RNA, 1081 nt
Organism: Amphimedon queenslandica
Lineage: Eukaryota; Metazoa; Porifera; Demospongiae; Haplosclerida; Niphatidae
Product: ADP-ribosylation factor 4
Exons: 7
Coding region: 226-765 (179 amino acids)
Molecular function (GO): GTP binding; GTPase activity
Source: RefSeq, a predicted model, not a curated record
CGUUUCUAAUCCCACCCACUUUUAAGUUGAGGACGUGGCAUUGUCCAUCGUGUCUAGAACAACGACGACAAAAUAAGCGAAGCAAGGUCAUUAUAAUAGAGAGGCCACCAAUAGGAGGAAGCAUUUAGAGCUGUUUCAAAUUUUUAUCCUGACCACCCCUUCCUUCCCAUUUUACAAACUUCAUUUUUAUUAUACUACUCAGUGUUCGUUUUCCCUAAGGUAGCCAUGGGUCUGACAAUCUCUAGUUUGUUUCAAAGACUGUUUGGCACAGAAAGCAUGAGAAUAUUAAUGGUCGGUUUGGAUGCAGCUGGCAAGACGACUAUACUGUAUAAAUUGAAGCUAGGAGAAAUAGUCACCACCAUUCCCACCAUUGGUUUUAAUGUAGAAACAGUUGAAUAUAAGAACAUCAGUUUUACCGUGUGGGACGUGGGUGGGCAGGACAAGAUAAGACCAUUAUGGAGACACUACUUUGUCAACACACAGGGAUUGAUAUUUGUUGUCGACAGCAAUGACAGGGAGAGAGUCAAGGAAGCUAAACAGGAACUAGACGCCAUGUUAUCAGAGGAUGAGUUACGUGAUGCCGUGUUGCUAGUGUUUGCCAAUAAACAGGAUCUGCCCAAUGCCAUGUCAGUCUCUGAAAUAACUGAUGCACUUGGACUGAGAGAUGUCAAGAACAGGACUUGGUAUAUUCAAAGCACGUGUGCUGUUCAAGGCACUGGUCUAUAUGAAGGCUUAGAUUGGCUCUCACUACAACUCAAGAAAUAGACACAAUACUAAUGAGUGCUAAUGUUGCUUGAUCCUUUAUCUUGUGUUUCUACAUAUUAUACACUCUCCUCCCCCUCUCUCUCUCUCUUUCUCUAUUUUCAUUAUAAUAAUACUGUGUACAGGAAACAUCAUUUUGAAUUUAUAAUUAUGAGACACUUAUCAUUGUUAUUAUUAUUGUUAUUAUUAUUAUUAUUAUUAUUAUUAUGAAUUUUCUCUCUUCUGUUGUUUGUGUGUAUCUAUGUACUCUUGAUGUGCUAUAGGAUAUGAAUGUAAUUUUUCUCUUUUAUUUCAAUGUAUAUGUGACUCUAUCACUCCU